ACUCACUCACUCACCCACUCUCACCCACCACCCUCUCACACUCACUCACUCAAUAACUCACUCAAUAACUCACUCACUCAUAUUUCCAGCUGUAAUCACCGGGUGAUGAUUGGUUGUAUUGCAGGCAUCACAAGUACAGAUGUACCCAUCCUGAAAGAUCCACCAUCAUUUUUCAAAUCCCAGAAUUCCAUUGGAAGUGCAACAAAUUCAAUUUCGAAGGUAACUGUCACUCCCAAGAAGGAACCUGUUAGAGGUUUUGAACCUGUGGUUGCCACGUCAACCAAGAGUGAUGACAGACUUGCCCCCCAGGUGGCCACAAGCUGUGAUAAUGUGACUGGUGGCCAGGGCGGAGCCGCGGCGAGUACGUCUGAGACGACGUCGGUAGAAUCAUCCACGUCGCUGGCGUCUAGUUCUACCUCCAGUCUUCCUACACCUAAGAAAGACCAAGCGUAUCGGCCGCCUUUACCGAAGUCAUCGUCUAAGAGUAAACAAAAAAUAAAUGUACAGGAAGAAUAUUCCAAACGUCAAGGUGACCUGGACCUGUUGAACCUGGUAGUGAUAGGUCAUGUGGAUGCGGGCAAGAGUACGCUGAUGGGGCACCUGCUGUACCAGCUGGGUUCCGUCCACAGGAAGGUCAUGCAUAAAUAUGAGCAGGAGUCCAAGAAGCUUGGCAAGGGGUCGUUUGCCUUCGCGUGGGUGCUUGACGAGACGGAGGAGGAGAGGACUCGUGGAGUUACCAUGGAUGUGGCCCAGACGAAGUUUCAGACACCGAAGAAAACUGUGACUCUCCUUGACGCUCCAGGCCACAAAGAUUUCAUUCCCAAUAUGAUCACCGGAGCUGCCCAAGCGGAUGUUGCUAUUUUAGUCAUCAACGCCACAAAGGGGGAGUUCGAGACUGGCUUUGAGACCGGGGGUCAAACCCGUGAACAUGCUCUACUAGCCAGAUCACUGGGUGUCGCUCAAAUAAUAGUGGCUGUCAACAAGAUGGACACAGUCGAUUGGUCGGAGGAGAGGUAUAAUGAGGUGGUGAAGAAAAUCGGUCAGUUCCUCAAGCAGGCUGGCUUCCGGGAAGGGGACGUGUCGUUUGUGCCGUGCAGUGGUCUUGGCGGUGAGAAUCUCACCCAGACAGUGAAAGAGCCCAAGCUGGCUGCCUGGUACAAGGGGCCGACGCUAUCCGAGCAGAUUGAUAAGUUUAAGUCACUGGAGCGACCAAUAGACAAACCGUUCCGUCUGAAUGUCGGGGACGUGUUCAAAGGGCAGGGCACCGGCUUCAGGAUUUCGGGAAGAAUAGGCUCAGGCUACACCCAGCCGGGUGAUAGAGCAGUCGUCAUGCCCGGCAACAUCACCGCCACCGUCAGAAAUGUGUUUAUAGAUGAGAUGCCAGUUCAGGUGGCAUUUGCUGGUGACCAUGUGACCAUCUUGAUCAGUGGAAUAGACAUAGCCAAUGUAAAUAUAGGGAGUGUGUUGUGCGAUCCUGCCAACCCGGCCAAGUUUUCGACUCGAAUCCGUGCCAAGAUCGUUAUCUUCAGCCUGGAGGUGCCCAUCACACGGGGGUACCCGGUGGUGUUCCACUACCAGUCUGUCAAUGAGCCUGCUGUGAUAAGACGCCUCGUGGCUCAGCUCAACAAGAGUACCGGCGAGGUGGUGAAGAAGAAGCCAAGAUGCCUGGUGAAGAACACCAGUGCAGUGGUGGAAAUCGAACUGGAGAGGAACAUAUGUCUGGAGGAAUACAAAGACUUCAAGGACUUGGGGAGGUUCAUGUUGAGGUCAGGCGGAGCAACCAUCGCUGCUGGCUUGGUGGAGGAGAUUUUGCCUCCAAAGAUGAAAGAAGAUCAGUGAUGAGGUCUUCCAGAUAUUCAUGACUUGGUGCAAUUAUUGGAACUUUUAUGCAAAAUCUGGCUGGAAGGGAAUGUUGAGGAAGCACAUAUCUUGAUUCAAGCAUGAAUUUGUUCAUGAAAUGCGACCAUCAAAACCAACCAUUCAUAAAACCAUGUCAGGUGAUGGAUGAAGAAGACAGCAUGAUGGCAGAGUGGUGAAUGAAUCCGCUCUCCAGUGAGUGUACGAGGACGACUGGAGCUCAGUCGACAGUGUGAGGGGUGAUGGGUACCGAGACAAACACACGUCUGUGUCAUGAUUGUGAUGAAGCAGGAAAACAUGAAUAAUUGAAGCUGCUCAUGUCAGUCAACGCUGCAUGGAGUGUUCAGUCAGCUCUAGAUGAACCACGGCAAAUACACUGCGACCUGUCUAAGAUAGAUUGUCAACCCAGAUCUGUAGGGCGUUGUCUACACGGAUCCUGAUAAUCCUAAUUUAAUAUAUUAUCAAUUCUACCAUGAAUAUGGAAAAUACUUGAUUCUCAUUUGUCAAUCAGAGGUUUCAAAUCACAAUAACAAGCUGUGAUUAAAACCGUUGAUUUGACGUCUACAUCACUGCAUAAGCUAAUAUAUAUAUAAUAUAGACAUGUACUUCUUUCCCAAAAUAAAUCUACAGGUAACACAUGUAUCCCACAGUUCUGUUUCCGUAUUUAAUCAGUAUGACAUCAGGUAAUUUUAGCAUAAAAUGUGGAUUACAAAGACAGGCUGGGUACCCCAGAUUUCACUGUGCAAUGAACAACUGAUGUAACAGUUAAGUUCUAAGUCCCUAGGAGUGCUUGUUUCAGUUAUUGCUCUUGUGAGUAGCACAUUCUGUAGAUAUUUGCUUUGUUACAGACAAGUCCAGGGGCUUGUGGACACAUGAUGUCAGUUGUCACGAGUUUGUAGCUAGUCCUGCGUGAUCGAGACAAAAAGGUUUACAUUAUCUGUCAAUUAUACUGUAAAUCUUGAUAUUAAUGCGAGUGUGAAUUAAAUGCGAAAAAUGCGAGUGGUCUUUGCUCGCAUUAUUAAACAUCGCAUUUAUAUCAACAAUAAGACAUUUUGAAUAGCAGAAAU
Haliotis rufescens (red abalone) is the source of this 2924-nucleotide messenger RNA. Its product is annotated as HBS1-like protein. Gene Ontology annotation, molecular function: GTPase activity; GTP binding. The transcript is spliced from 12 exons. The coding region runs from base 106 to 1839 and encodes 577 amino acids. Lineage: Eukaryota; Metazoa; Mollusca; Gastropoda; Lepetellida; Haliotidae. The record is from RefSeq and is a predicted model, not a curated record. Gene Ontology annotation, biological process: translation.